This is a messenger RNA of Xiphophorus hellerii (green swordtail), 3903 nucleotides long. RefSeq names its product filamin-A-interacting protein 1-like. NCBI's taxonomy places the organism in Eukaryota, Metazoa, Chordata, Actinopteri, Cyprinodontiformes, Poeciliidae. The record is from RefSeq and is a predicted model, not a curated record. Bases 190 to 3837 code for a protein of 1215 amino acids. The transcript is spliced from 6 exons.
AUUGCUCUCAGCCAUUCCCUUCAUGACCUGAAGAAGAACAGAGAGAGAACUGGAUCGUGGCGCUUGUGAUGGAUCUUGGUGACAAGCUGUAGGAGAAUCUAUACGUAAAACACUUGACAAAAGGGAUAUAAGUGCAAAUUUUUUUAAAGGAUAACUCAAACCAGGGGAUACAAUAUCAGUCCAGGGAAGAUGAGGUCCAAAAGCAAUGGGGUGGAAAGCCAAAACGACGGAGUCCUUGGUGUUCCACCAGGUGAUCAUGACAUAAAUGAAGAAAAGGACGUGGGUCUGCCUGUGAAGACCCUAAAGGCCAAAGUUCAGCAGAAGGAAGGUGAGGACGAGGUUGAAGUGAUCUCUGAUAAAGAGAAGCUGCUGUUGGAUUCCACAGAGACUGGAGACAAAACAGGAAUCAUCACAGAUCUGUCUAAACAGGAUCUGCUGAAACUGCUGGGAAUCAUGGAGGGUGAAGUUCAGGCCAGGGAAGAUGUAAUCUUCAUGCUAAAAUCCCAACAAACUAGUCCAGAAACCCUUGAGUCACAGUACGGAUGUGCCGUACCUGCCUCAGCCCUCAAAGCACUACAGAGGGACAGCUUCAUCACCGGCACAAAGCCGGAUAAUCACAGUGUCUAUCAAAAGCCAAUGGUUGAGCUGAAACGUCUGCAGGAGAAGCACAAGGACACAAACCGGCGGAUGCUGGGUCAACUGCUGCUGGCUGAAAAGUGUCACCGCCGCACUGUCCAUGAGCUGGAAAUAGAGAAACACAAACAUGUUGACUACAUGAAUAAGAGCGAUGACUUCACAAACCUCCUGGAGCAGGAAAGAGAAAGACUGAAGAGGUUGCUUGAAAACGAAAAAGCCUAUCAAGCAAGGAAGGAGAAGGAGCACUCCAAGCGUCUGGCCAAAGUGCGAGAGGAGCUGGUGAAGCUAAAGUCCUUUGCAUUGAUGUUGGUCACUGAACGGCAACAGCACCUUGAGCAAAUGGACCAACAGAGCCAACGGGUUCAAGAGAUCAGCCUGGAGCUCCAGCAGCGGGACCAUGCACUUAAUGAAGCCAAAGAGCGUGCUCAGGAGGAUGGUCAUAGAGUGCAAAGCCUAGAGGCUGAGCUAAAGGAGAAAUCUUGUAGGAUCACCCAACAGCAUGAAGAGAUGAGUGCCAAGCUGUCCAGUCAGGAGCUCCACAAUCGUCAGCUUAAUGUCAAAGUUUUGGAGCUUACACACAAAGUGGAGGAGCUAGAAGAAAGCAACAAGACCUUGAGAAAAUCUGAUGAGGAAAUGCAAGAGUUAAGGGAGAGCAUCAGCAAAGGGGAGUAUGGCAGCUCUAACUUGAUUGUUGAGUUGGAAAACCUGCGAAAGAGAGUGCAUGAGAUGGAAGGAAAGGAUGAAGAGAUAACAAAGACAGAGAAUCAAUGUAAAGAGCUAAGAAAGAGACUAGAAGAGGAGAAUAGUAAGAGCAAAGACCUAAGGCUGGAAGUAGAGAGGCUUCAAAACAGAAUGAUGGAUUUGGAAAAACUGGAGGAAGCAUUCAGUGUUAGCAAAGCAGAGUGUGCACAGAUACAAACUGCUUUAGAAAGAGAGAAAGACCUGACCAAAGAGCUUUCAGAUGAGGUUGUAGCUCUCAAAAUUCGAAUGAAGGAGCUUGAGUCAUCAGAACUCAAACUGGAAAAGUGUGAGCUAACACUUAAGGAUGACCUGCGAAAGCUUAAGUCCCUGACAGCUGCACUAAUGGAUGAACGAAAGACACUGGUGGAAAAAGUAAAGUCAGAGGAAAAGAAAAGAGAGGAUUUGAGCAAGGUUGUUAAACUUGAGCAGGGUCGGGUGAUGGAGGUGACCGAAAAACUGAUAGAAGAGAGCAAAAGGUUUCUCAAAUUAAAAUCUGAGAUGGAAUCCAAAGUUGAAACUUUAACCAAAGAGAAAGGGGAGCUCAGUACUAAGCUAGCUUGUCAAACUGAUCAAACUGAGGAUCUUACUUUCAAGAUAACCCAAAUGAAAAGGAGGCUAGACAUGCUUGAACAAGAAGAAAAGCUAUCUGCGAGGAAUUCAGUUAUGUGUGAUCUAGGAAAAAUCACUGAUCCUGAAGGGAAAGAGAACAACAAAGUUAAAGAGUUAACAUUUGAAAUAGAAAGUUUAAAAAACCGUCUGAAACAACUGGAAGUAGUCGAGGGAGACUUGAUUAAGACAGAGGACCAGUAUGAUAUUUUAGAGAAGAGGUUCAUGACUGAACAGGAAAAAGCAAAUGAUCUUUACCAGCAAGUGGAAGAAAUGAAGAAUCAGAUUGCACGGAACAAAGCUAUUGAAAAAGGGGAAGAAGAAAGCAGAGAAGAAGACCUUCGACAGAGAUGCAAAAGAGAGGAGGUCAAAACUAGAGAACUACAAGCUGAUGUGAUAGCUCUCAAGGAGAAGAUCCAUGAACUGAUGCACAAAGAAGACCAGCUAUCUCAGCUUCAAGUGGACUUCUCUGUAUUACAACAAAGAUUCUUAGAAGAGGAAGAGAAGGCCAAGAACAUGGGCAUGGAGGUUUUUCAUCUCACCAAAGAACUAGAGUUAACUAAGCGCCAAAGCCGGGCACUUCGACCCAGCUUAAAUGGAAGGAGAAUAGUGGAUGUGGCUAUCACAUCCACUGCAGUGCAGACAGAGCCAUCACCUACUGAAUCAGGAGAGGAAGAUACACCAGCUGUGUUUAUCAGGAAGUCUGUUCAAGAAGAGAAUCACAUCAUGAAUAACAUCCGACAGAAAUGUCUGAAGAAGCCUGAAAAAGGUAAUGCAGUUGAGCGAUGCUCUUCAUCUAGUGGUGAUUUUAGUAUUAAAAAAUCCUGGAUUCCUUGGAUGAGGAAAAAGGACAACACUCCUCAAGAGCCCAACAUGGAAAAGCCUCUCAUUAUCAAUGGGGAAUCAGUUUCUUCUAAAUUGACCAUGCCUCAAAACCAAGGGCACCCUUUACACAUUCGGGUAACACCCGAUCACCACAACAACACGGCCACACUGGAAAUCAGCAGUCCAACCGCUGAUCAAAUUUUUCCAAAUGCAGCUCCCCUUAGCCCUAACCCAUCUCAACCAAAAUCCAGAAUUACUAUCAUUCCCACCUACUCUGUGCCAACCACCCGAAGAAAGACUCCUACUGGAUCUCAAGGCCCUGCAAGAGCCAAGUCCCCAGUCACAAUCACAACCAUAUCUAGGGCCAAAUCUCCAGAAACUAUCCGGAACUCUUCUUCUACCUCAUUAAGGCCCCUUUCCCCAGUUUCGGUUAUGACAGUGAGCACUGCUGUAGUGCCUGAUACAUCUGCCUCCCCAGAGCCCCAGGAGAUGACCAUGGGCCGGGCUGUGUUCAAGGUUACUCCUGAGAAGCAGAUGGUCCCAAUUCCUAUCAGAAAGGGCCACAACAAUGCAAACAUCAUCACCUCUACAGAUGAAAACAAGAUUCAUAUUCAUCUAGGUAACAGUAUCUCCCCAAAGAUGGUAGUCAGACCAGUAGCUAGUGUAGCAGAAAGCAAAGAACUGACCCUGUCAACGGGGACAGUUUUGCGUUCACCUCGCCAGAUCACCACAACUGCUACCAGGAAUGUGCAGAGUAAAGUGACAAGCAGCAUUACAAUAUCCAAUGUGACAUCCACGACUUCAAGAUCCAUCCAAAGCACGAUUGGCCAUGAUGUCCAGUCACCUCGCACAGGACUUACCCGUAUACCAAUGUCCAAGAGCCUCAAGACAGGAAAAACUGCAUUAGGAUCCACAGGAAUCUCAAGUGGAAUGAAAGUUGAGACUCGGACAGAAAGUCAGUCCAUGAGGGUUGAGGUCAAAAAAUCUGCUGUGAAUAGCAAUACAUCACACAAUGGAGGGAAAUUGUGAAAAUACAAAUUGAAGGGUCUGGUGAUAAGUCACUCAGAUAAAAAUCCUUAAUUUUCCAACAAAAAA